AUGUACAUCACUCUCUACUUCAUAGUCACCCGCCUCCCUGACUCUCUUAGCAAUGUCACGGACAUCCUUCUAGCUGUUGACCCCACCACCCUCACUGUCGACCUGCUCGAGAAGCACAUCUUUGCAGCUGAGACUAGCAUAGUCGCUGGAGGCGCUUCUCGUGACACUCAUCGCACCCCCUUCUUUGAGGGGUGUUCGCCCUCCCCCCUUCUCCCCUCGGUCGCGUCUGUUGCCGCUGUUGACUACCUUCGUGCUGAGGAGGGAUGCAGGGGCGGUGGGGGCGGCAGAGGUGGAGGCGGUGGUGGGGGCGAUGGAGGCGGUGGAGGGGGCAGCGGUGUCGGAGGGAGUGGUGGUGGGGGUGGAGGUGUAGGUGGCGGCACUGGUGGCGGUAGUGGUGGAGGCAGUGGUGGCGGCAGUGGGAGUGGAGGUGGUGACAUUGGUGGUGGUCGGGGUGGUACGAGUCAGAGAAGAGGCCUGGGCAGGGGUCAGAGACAGCAGCAGCGUCAGCUUUCGCCCCAGGAGCUACGUGAGUGGUUUGCUCAGCGUGGGGCGGCUGGGGGUAGUGGUCCCUGCCCGUAUGUCAUUCGCACGGGUGACCGCACUGGUUAG
Messenger RNA from Closterium sp. NIES-65, 609 nucleotides. The record is from the annotation of a GenBank genome assembly. NCBI's taxonomy places the organism in Eukaryota, Viridiplantae, Streptophyta, Zygnematophyceae, Desmidiales, Closteriaceae.